AUGGGUGAGGAGAAUACUUCAUCAAACUUAGUGUUGGUUGCUAGAGGAAGGUCGUAUGUGAAGAAAAAUAAUGAAACAGGUGUGAAAUAUUGGAAAUGUGGAAAGCUUGGACAUAUAAAGUAUAAGUGUCCCAACGAGGUUGUGUCACAGAAGAGCUCUGAGUCAAAUGCAAGCAAUGUCUCUCUCGCUGUGAGAGAGGAUGAUCUUCUCUGA
Molecule: messenger RNA, 213 nt
Organism: Lathyrus sativus (Indian pea)
Lineage: Eukaryota; Viridiplantae; Streptophyta; Magnoliopsida; Fabales; Fabaceae
Source: the annotation of a GenBank genome assembly